CGGAAACAAGGUGUACUAUAAGUCGGUAGCGCUGUUCGGCUGUAAUUCGGAAAAAUCUGGUGACCUCUGAUAAAUCUUUGCUUUUUUGCUAUUCUUAUCGGCAAUGAGUAUUCUAGCGAUCGCAUCACUGGUUGUUGUGGCGGCUGGCUUCGUUGCCGGUCAGACUGUCAAUCCCGACACGACUGUCGCCGCCACACAGCAGCAGAUCGUGGAUCUGCAUAACGCUCUGCGUCGCAAAAAUCCCUCUACGGGAUCUUUCGAGCUUUCCUGGGACUCUGAAGCCGCUCAGAAGGCCGCUGAUUGGGCCGCUCUUUGCCACUUUUGGCAUCCUAAUUCCACGACGGAUCAGCCUCUGUAUCGCAAGACCAGCAAGUACGAUUUGGGCCAAAACCUGUACAGCACCAGCGGUGGACCCGUGAACUGGCAGAGUGCCACAGACAACUGGUACAGCGAAAUCGCUGAUUUUAUUUAUGGUCAGCCACCCAAAAACAGCAAAGCCGCUGUCGGACAUUAUACCCAGAUUGUUUGGAAUACAACGUUCGUUGUGGGAUGUGCCUAUAAGGACUGCGGCAGCUUUAAAUUCUACGUUUGCAACUAUGGUCCAGCUGGCAACAUUUCACCAAACCUGUAUGCUCCCUAUGAAGCUGGGACAGCGUGUGCCAAAUGCACCGGUGAAACAACUUGCCGUAACGGAUUAUGCCUUAAUCCUUGUCCGGUGACGAACACCUUGUCGAACUGCGACACAUCCGUUGUCGUUGGCGGCAAGACCUAUCCUCCGUUAGGAUGUACAACGGCUUACGCCAGCCAGUGCCAAGCUACCUGUCAAUGCAAAGGCAAAGGAAAACUGUAUUAAGAACGACGAAUUUACCGUUAAUUAUAGUUAGUCCCUAGUUUGUGUCCUCCUCUAGUGCUUUCCUGCUUACUGAUCAUUCUUCUUACGUACGCUGUGUAACAGACAAAAUUAAUCUGCCAUUUUUAUCUCUUUCACGCUGGUGGCUCCCAUGCGCGUGCGAGAAAUACGAGUGCCAUCAUUAUCUGCAUGAAGACGUCAGAUAAAGAAUCUCUAGCAUGG
Molecule: messenger RNA, 1072 nt
Organism: Paramacrobiotus metropolitanus
Lineage: Eukaryota; Metazoa; Tardigrada; Eutardigrada; Parachela; Macrobiotidae
Product: cysteine-rich secretory protein 2-like
Exons: 6
Coding region: 104-853 (249 amino acids)
Cellular component (GO): extracellular region
Source: RefSeq, a predicted model, not a curated record